Molecule: messenger RNA, 593 nt
Organism: Coffea eugenioides
Lineage: Eukaryota; Viridiplantae; Streptophyta; Magnoliopsida; Gentianales; Rubiaceae
Product: glutathione S-transferase U21-like
Exons: 3
Coding region: 280-552 (90 amino acids)
Biological process (GO): glutathione metabolic process
Cellular component (GO): cytoplasm
Molecular function (GO): glutathione transferase activity
Source: RefSeq, a predicted model, not a curated record
CUAAACUUGUUUCAUAGUAUCUGUUGCUGAGAGAUGUAUGUAAAAUGAAAGCAUUUCGUCUCGAGCGGAACUAGUUAGAUGCAUUUCAUAAACUUCCGACUUGAAAAUUGACAUUUUGUCGAUUCAUCAAACAGUAGUUAUCAAGAAGAAGACGUGUAAUCAAGAUGAGAAUUUCCCAGAAGAACUAUUUGAUGUAAUAACACAAGAAAAUUGCAUCCAUGAUAGGUGCAAUUCAUGCUAUGAAUUCCGGGCUUUCUGUCGAUAAUUAUUGUUCAGUGCAUGGAUGAAGUAUGGCGGGAUAAAAAUCCUUUCAUGCCAUCUGACCCCAUCAGGAAAGCUCAAGCCAGGUUCUGGGCUGACUUUGUUGAUAAAAAGGUUUUUACUGUAGGAAGAAAAACUUGGGCUACAAAGGGAGAAGAUCUGGAGGCAGCUAAUAUGGAAUUCAUAGAGACCUACAAAAUUUUGGAAGGAGAACUUGGAGACAAGCCUUACUUUGGAGGUGCAAACUUUGGGACAAAGUACCAAAAACCAUUAAUUCUUCUUCACAUUUAGUCAAGUCCAAAAACCUUCUUAAAUCCCAAAAUGGCUUCAUA